Leptidea sinapis is the source of this 1840-nucleotide messenger RNA. RefSeq names its product U6 small nuclear RNA (adenine-(43)-N(6))-methyltransferase. Gene Ontology annotation, biological process: rRNA base methylation. Gene Ontology annotation, cellular component: nucleus. The record is from RefSeq and is a predicted model, not a curated record. NCBI's taxonomy places the organism in Eukaryota, Metazoa, Arthropoda, Insecta, Lepidoptera, Pieridae. The coding region runs from base 228 to 1628 and encodes 466 amino acids. The transcript has 8 exons. Gene Ontology annotation, molecular function: 23S rRNA (adenine(1618)-N(6))-methyltransferase activity.
AAAACAAUGUGUGAAAGUAAAUAGUGAUCACAGAACACUUUUACAAUUUACUGACUUUUACCAAAGAGUAUAAUAAUAUAUAGGGAACUUUUUACUUUUACUGUAGUGAUACUUCUUACAAACUUACAGUUACAUUUACAAUAAAAUUGACAAUUUAAAACUAUUUGUUAAAAGCAUAAAUAUUAAACGGACAGAUCUUAUUAAAGAAACAACAAAACAUUUUUAUCAUGGCUAUGAAUAAGUUUAUGCAUCCAAGAAACAUUUAUAGAGUGCCACCUGAUUUCAAGAAGUUAGCUACAUUGUAUCCAGAAUUUUCUAGCAUUUCUCAAGUGGACAUAUCAGGGAAAGUUACUAUUGAUUUUAAGAAUCCUAAAGCUCUAAGGGUACUAACAAGAUGUUUAUUAGUAUCCGAUUUCAAUCUUGAUGUCUUCAUUCCUGAAGAUCGCUUAGUACCAACCCUACCAUUGAGGUUAAAUUAUAUAUUAUGGGUAGAAGAUUUGCUUAAAGCCAUAAAUAAUGAUUCAGAUGUUCUUGGAUUAGAUAUAGGUACUGGGGCCUGUGCAAUUUAUCCAUUGCUAGCCGCAAAAAAGAAUAAAUGGCGCAUGAUUGGAACCGAAUCUGAUGAUAGAAGUUUUCAAAUUGCCAAUGAGAAUGUUGUGAAAAAUAAUUUACAAGAUCUUAUUGAAGUGAAAAAGAAUACAACAGAUAACACAAUGGAGUUUCUGUUUGCUGAUGACAAAUAUAAAAUAUUACAAUUUUGUAUGUGCAAUCCACCAUUCUAUACAAAUUUUGAAGAACUUUGCGAAUCUAGAAGUCCAGCAAGGCCACCACCAAAAAACGCCUUUACUGGGUCACCACAAGAACUAAUCACUGAAGGUGGAGAGAUGGAAUUUUGCCGAAAAAUGAUUGAGGAAAGUAAGAAACUAAAGGAUAAAAUCCUAAUAUUUACUACAAUGCUUGGACAAAAAUACAGCUUGAAAGUACUUUUAUUAGACCUGAAAGCAGAAGGUAUCAAGCAUACAUCUACAGAGUUUUGCCAGGGUAGAGUAACUAGAUGGGGGUUGGCUUGGACCUAUCAAAAUUAUGAUUUGAGCAAACUAGUUCCCUUCCGUGAAAAAGCAAGAAAAAAAACAAUUCCUAUUACAUUUGUUGUGCCAGAGGCAGACACCGCAUCAAAUACCAUGGAAAAAGUAUUUGAGAAACUCUCAAGAUUUUUAAACGAUUUAAAUAUAACAAAAAAUGUCUUAACUAAGCGAAAAAACGAAAUCUGCUUUGAAAUGACUGCUUUUACAAACACUUGGUCGAAUCAGAGGCGGAAAAGAAGACUCCAAAAGAAAUUGGAAUCUCCAGAUUCUAAAAGGGCUAAAAUUGAAGAAACUAGCAAUUUGGAAAUUGAUACUACUGAAACAAGCGAAGAAUUAGUCCAACAAAGAAGCCAGACAAGCGAAUCAUUACGGCUUGAAGUAAAAGAAGAGAGUCUGUUUGAAAAGAAUCCCCUUUGUCAUGCUAUGGUCAGAUUAGUCCUCAGAGAUAAUAAAUAUUGCAUCAAUAUGGAAUACAUUAGUGGCGAUGCGGGAAAAGAUGGCCCACAUCAGAUAGUACAAUAUAUUAAAAAUAAUUGGAAAUGAGCAUUAGUUUUAUUAAUGACCAAGUAUCAUAGAUUGAAAGUUAUAUAAUGCAUGAUUGAGGCACUGGUAGUAGCAAUCACUUGGCAGCCUGAUAAUACAUGAUCAUUUUUGAUGUGUGAAUAUGUGCAAUGUGCAUUAGUUAGUUACCUGUACAUUCAAAAUACUAAAACUGUUUAUGACUUGUCAAUCAAAAUGUGUUACAGUGAAAAUAG